GUCCGAGAGUCACAAUGAACUUGCAUAAUAACAAUACAACGUUGCCGUUGUUGCCAAACCUCAGCUCCCUCUGGGUACCUGGUUCCCCAGGUGCAGGGCUGCCCCCGGGCGCGGGCACUGAUUCUGGCAGCUACAACGUUUCUCAGGCAGCUGGGAAUGCCAGUCCUGCCAAUGGCACCAUCAGCGACCCUCUGGGAGGCCACACCGUCUGGCAGGUGGUCUUGAUUGCCGUCCUCACGGGGGUCGUGGCCCUGCUGACCAUCAUUGGCAACAUCCUGGUGAUCGUGGCGUUCAAGGUCAACAAGCAGCUGAAGACGGUCAACAACUACUUCCUCUUAAGCCUGGCCUGCGCCGAUCUGAUCAUCGGGGUCAUUUCCAUGAACAUGUUUACGGCCUACAUCAUCAUGAAUCGCUGGGCUAUGGGGAACUUGGCCUGCGACCUCUGGCUUUCCAUCGACUAUGUGGCCAGCAACGCCUCCGUCAUGAACCUGCUGGUGAUUAGCUUUGACCGGUACUUCUCCAUCACCAGGCCGCUCACCUACCGAGCCAAAAGGACCACGAAAAGAGCCGGCAUGAUGAUAGGCCUGGCCUGGGUCAUCUCCUUCGUCCUCUGGGCGCCCGCCAUCCUGUUCUGGCAGUACUUCGUGGGCAAGAGAACCGUGCCCCCGGGGGAGUGUUACAUCCAGUUCCUCAGCGAGCCCACCAUUACCUUCGGCACGGCCAUCGCCGCCUUCUAUUUGCCCGUCACCAUCAUGACGAUCUUAUACUGGAGGAUCUAUAAGGAAACGGAAAAGCGGACCAAAGAGCUGGCCGGGCUGCAGGCCUCCGGGACGGAAGCAGAGGCGGAAAACUUUGUCCCGACCACGGGCAGCUCCCGGAGCUGCAGCAGCUACGAGCUGCAGCAGCAGAGCGUGGCGCGCUCGGCCCGCCGGCGGUGCGGCUGCUGCGACUUCUGGUUCCCCACCAAGACCUGGACGCCCAGCGCCCAGCGCGUGGAGCAGGACCACAGCAGCAGCGACAGCUGGAACAACAACGACGCGGCGGCCUCCCUGGAAAACUCCGUGUCCUCCGACGAGGAGGACAUCGGCUCGGAGACCAGAGCCAUCUACUCCAUUGUGCUCAAGCUGCCCGGGCACAGCACCCUCCUCAACUCCACCGGGCCACCGUCCCCAGACAGCCUGCGGGUGCCCGACCAGGAGCUGGGCACGGCGGGCGUGGAGCGGAAAGCCAGCAAGCUGCAGGCCCAGAGGAGCGUGGACGACGGAGGCCGCUUCCAAAAGAGCUUCUCCAAGCUCCCCGUCGAGUUAGAGUCGGCCGUGGACCCGGCCAAGACGCCCAACGCCAACUCCUCCCUGGGGAGGUCCACGGCCACGCUACCUCUGUCCUCCAAGGAGGCCACUCUGGCCAAGAGGUUUGCCCUGAAGACCCGGAGCCAGAUCACGAAGCGGAAGCGGAUGUCGCUCAUCAAGGAGAAGAAAGCCGCCCAGACCCUCAGCGCCAUCCUGCUGGCCUUCAUCAUCACCUGGACGCCCUACAACAUCAUGGUCCUGGUGAACACCUUCUGCGGCAGCUGCGUCCCCAAAAACUACUGGAACCUGGGCUACUGGCUGUGCUACAUCAACAGCACGGUGAACCCCGUGUGCUACGCCCUGUGCAACAAGACCUUCCGCACCACCUUCAAGACGCUGCUGCUCUGCCAGUGCGACAAGCGGCGGCGGCGCAGGCAGCAGUACCAGCAGCGGCAGUCCGUGACCUUCCACAGGUGUGUGCCCGCGCAGGACGUGUAGAGUGAGUUUGGUCAAUGGCCAUGACCUUCUAUAGCUGUGCAACCAAGCAGGACGUGUGGAGUGAGCUUGGUAUAUGGCCGUGACCUUCUGCAGGUGUGCGCCCAAGCAGGACCUGUAGAGUGAGCUUGGUCAAUGGCCAUGACCUUCUGCAGGUGUGCAACCAAGCAGGACCUGUAGAGUGAGCUUGGUAUAUGGCCAUGACCUUAUGCAGGUGUGCAACCAAGCAGGAACUGUAGAAUGAGCUUGGUCAAUGGCCAUGACCUUCUGCAGGUGUGCGCCCAAGCAGGACCUGUAGAAUGAGUUUGGUCAAUGGCCAUGACCUUCCACAG
Molecule: messenger RNA, 2116 nt
Organism: Myotis lucifugus (little brown bat)
Lineage: Eukaryota; Metazoa; Chordata; Mammalia; Chiroptera; Vespertilionidae
Gene: CHRM3
Product: cholinergic receptor muscarinic 3
Exons: 1
Coding region: 15-1787 (590 amino acids)
Biological process (GO): G protein-coupled receptor signaling pathway, coupled to cyclic nucleotide second messenger; adenylate cyclase-inhibiting G protein-coupled acetylcholine receptor signaling pathway; saliva secretion
Cellular component (GO): synapse; dendrite; plasma membrane
Molecular function (GO): G protein-coupled acetylcholine receptor activity; G protein-coupled serotonin receptor activity
Source: RefSeq, a predicted model, not a curated record